Messenger RNA from Sinocyclocheilus rhinocerous, 634 nucleotides. RefSeq names its product chibby 1, beta catenin antagonist (gene cby1). The record is from RefSeq and is a predicted model, not a curated record. NCBI's taxonomy places the organism in Eukaryota, Metazoa, Chordata, Actinopteri, Cypriniformes, Cyprinidae. The transcript has 5 exons. The coding region runs from base 173 to 550 and encodes 125 amino acids.
GCAUUAUUUGGAAAGGUACUUUUAACUUAUAAAAUGUAACUUCCGGCGUUGCGAGGCUCCCCGGAAUUAGCCGUUUGUUUACACAUUUCUUUGGCUUUCAGGAGCAUCGUUGAAGCAGUGUGAGGAGAAACUAAAGCAGCAGCGUUGGAAAGUCUGACUAUUUACCUCAAAAAUGCCCUUGUUUGGCAACAUUUUCAGUCCCAAAAAAACACCACCUCGGAAAUCUGCAUCCCUUUCCAAUCUACAUACACUGGAUCGGUCAACACGGGAGAUUGAAUUGGGUCUGGAAUAUGGAUCUCCGGUGAUGAAUAUUGGCGUCCAGAGCUUAAAAUUUGAAGAUGGCCAGUGGAUUUCAGAGUCAGGAGGUAAUGUAUCAGGAAAAGAGGUACAGCGACUGAAGAAAAGGAAUCUACAGUUAGAAGAGGAGAAUAAUCUCCUCAGGCUAAAGAUUGAGGUUCUUCUUGAUAUGCUUUCAGAGUCAACAGCAGAAACACAUCUAAUACAGAAGGAACUUGAAGAUGUGAGGAGUAAUUCUCGGAGAAAGAAGUGAUGAAAGGAAAUAAAGGGGAUUCAGUCUUUUUUUAUGUGUAUAUACAGUAUAGGGAUUUUACAAUGAAAUUGGUGGAACUAUUGC